Molecule: messenger RNA, 11737 nt
Organism: Ceutorhynchus assimilis (cabbage seed weevil)
Lineage: Eukaryota; Metazoa; Arthropoda; Insecta; Coleoptera; Curculionidae
Source: the annotation of a GenBank genome assembly
AAAAAGGGGACUGGUGGGAUUUAUUUUUGCUCGGUUUGUGUUUUGUUAUUAAAAAAAUUUGUGUUGUCAGCUGUUUUGGCAAUACAAAUGGGCGUCGAAAAACAAAAUCAAAAUGAUUUGCACACUUGAUCUUUAGGAUUCAUAUCCUAACUUGGAUCAUCAAAAAUGAAUAUAAUGCGGAAACUCCGCAACGCCGGAGGCUCGACAACAGCCUCCGGUUCAGAGAAUAUGGGGGACACUUCUUCGGCUCACACUCAACUAGGUUUGAUGCACCUGAAGAAGUUGUUUAUGGAAUACAUGCAUCCUCCACAGCCACUUUCGGAUCAGGAAAAGGAUGAUAAGCUGUAUAAUAUGUUGCCAUUGUUUUGCAAGGUUUUCGGUUCGAGUCCAUCCUGCGACAUGAAUGAAAAAUUCUGGGACAUCCUAUCGUUUUGCCAUCAAGUAUCUCUACUCAUGGUUUCGGAAAUCCGUAAAAGAGCUUCAAACCAGAGCACUGAAGCCGCCAGUUCUGCCAUAGCUACAUUUUUAGAAAUUGAAAACUGCGAAGAAUCCAGCAAUGGUUGGAUGCUUUUGUCCACUUUAAACCUACUAGCUGCCGGGAAUGCUACUUUAAUACAAGUCAUGUCUGAAGUAUCAGUCCCUUCAACUUUAGUGAAAUGUUUGUAUAUAUUUUUUGAUUUACCAGAAAUUCCAGAAAAAGAUUCCAAUACCAAAGAUAGUAAUAGCGACUUUACACCUCAUGAAAGACGUAUAUUGCUACAAAAGAUUUUUGUUCAGGUAUUAGUACGUUUAUGUAGCCAUAGAAUAUCAGCUGAGGAAUUGGCUAAAAAAGAUGAUCUAACUUUAUUGUUUUCUGCCAUAACUUCUGCCUGUCCUCAGUAUAAUAUUAUGUGGAGGAAAAGUGCUGCAGAAGUUUUAAUGACAUUAUCUAGGCAUGGACUUACUCCACCUGUAGUUGGAUAUAUUCACAAUAAAUCCUGUGUAGCUCUAUGUAUAGAAAACAUGAAAAAAGUACCUGAAAUAGCUCCCUUGGAACUAGUAGAAAUGUUUGUAACAGUAUUUUGUUUCCUCAAAGACUCUAGUGAUGUAUCUUCAACAUUGGUAGAUGAUUUCCGGCAAGCCGGAGGUUAUCAGUUUUUAUCUGAGUUUCUAUUGAAACUCGAAAGCGAAAAAUCGUCAGAAGCUCAAGAAUCUAUUAGAAAUUUAGUCUUAAUGAUUACCUCCCUUUGCAUGUGUGGAUAUAUCGAUUUGAAACCUUCACAAGCCUCAACUGGGUCCCUAUUUCAAAUGCAAGGUUUCAUUCUGCCACAACCUUCUGGCAGAGGCUCUAGUGUACGAAAUAUACAAGCUUUUAAUGUAUUGCAAAACACUUUUUUGAAAUCAAGCGCAACAUUGGUUUGCUCUACAAUUUUAGAUGCCAUAUCCACCAUAUAUCAUUCAGACAAUGCCAACUAUUUCAUUUUGGAAAAUCAAAACACUUUGAGUCAAUUCACUGAAAAAAUUCAUCACAAACCCCCAGAAGUGCAAAACAAAUUAUUCGAGCUAAUUGAAUUUUUGGUAUUCACAUUAAAUUUCGUUCCUUGCAAGGAACUUAUAUCAAUGUCCAUUUUUUUGAAAUCGCACAGUCUAAAUCAUGUGGACUGUAGCAUAUCGUGUAUGAAAACUCUUUUGAAUAUACUCAAACACAAUACGAUUUUUAAAGAUGUCUAUCGUGAAGUUGGUUUGUUGGAAGUUAUUGUCACUUUACUGAGUCGCUAUGCCAGUUUUUUGGAAAACAAAAAAAUUGCCACCGAAAAAGGCAAAGAAUACAAAAUGCCUGCAGGACAAGAAAAAUUAGGAUCCAUGAUUAUAGAGGCCAUAGUGUUGCUUUUGACUGGAAAUGUAUCUAAUGCUACAGUGUUAAGGGAGUGUGGAGGAGCCAAGUGUGUUCACGGACUUGUUCAGUAUUUGGAUUGUAGAUACGCAGCUUUGGGUAUCAUAAAAGAAUUAAUCCUAACUGGUGGGGGAGAUGAUGAUAUGAGUCAUCUCUUGAACACCUUACAUUCCACUGCAAGAGAUAAUCUAAAUCUGAAAAUUGACAUUUUGGAAGCUUUGAAGUUGUGUUUGAAGGAAUCGCAUAGAACCAGAACACUUUUUCGAAAGGCAAAUGGUUUUAUCUAUGUCACAAGCGUCCUAGUAGCUCUAGAAGGAAGACUAGGCAAACUGGAAUCUAAUCCCAGAGUAAUACAAUUAUUGGUGCUUGUUUUCCAAACUAUUUGCAUAGCAAUGAGAUUCGAGCCAGCAAACGCCAAAUUUUUCUACUAUGAAGUUUGCCGUACAAGCUUUUGCGAUACUUUGAAGCUUUUAGGAUGUUUCACUUUGGAAAAAGUCGAUAAAAUCUCUAGUUCAGAAUUAACUUCAUCCUCCAUUAACGAUUACCAACAAGAAUUGUUUCAUGAGCUAUUUGUUGGAUCAGUAACAAAUUUUAACAUUCCUGAAGGCAUAUCACCUCCUCUAGCCUAUACCACUAUAGUCUAUAGACUAAUGUAUGAUUUAGCUUUGGACCUUUAUGAUAGAACCAAUAUGAAUAAUACAAUGUAUUCGAUAAAAUCACCUCCCAUAUCCAGACAACAUAGCACUUCCGAUAAUGGAAUGACAAAAAACAAAAGGGCAAGCGUCAAUAGUUUAAAUCUCAGCCCUCCAUCUCCUGAACCGAUAGUAGUUCAUCCCGGAGUAGUUAUAAAUAUGUUUCAACUAAUGCCAUGCAUUUUACAAGAAACAAAUCCAGAAACAUCUCUUAGUCUUCAAUUAUAUCUUGCGGAAGUCAUAAAGUCACUGGUUCGCUGUGAGAGAAAUCAACAAGUAAUGUGUGAUAAAGGCUUUGUCAGUUACAUCCUAGAUGUCGGUGCCAUAGCUUUACAAAACGAAUCUCAUCCUUUACAUGCCCAUUUGCAAUACAUGUUGGAAAGAUUGGCAGCUCAAGCCUUGGAAUCAAUCGAUUUAAGGACAUUUUUGCGUUUUGGAAAUCCUUUAAACUGCCUGCCUUUAGGCUCUACCGAACCUGGUGGUGGGCCUGUGCCAUUAACACGCAUCAAAACAAUAGUUUCUAUGACCACACCUAAAGAUUUCCGAGCUCAAUUCUCUUAUACUUUGCCACCGUUUAUUGAAUUCGACAUGGCGACUGAAGGGUUCGGUUGCCUGUACCUACCAAGUAUAGCACCUCAAUCGCUCACAGCCACCAGUGUAGUUUCCGGAGUUGAAAGUAGUAUUGUUGGAGGUAUUGGUUCAGGCGACAGACUAUUUCCACCUCAAACAGGGCUCACUUACUCUACAUGGGUCUGUGUUGAUAAAUUUUCUGACCCCAGAAGCGAUCCGCACGCGGUACAUCUUUUGACUUUGGUUAGAAGCCAAAAUGGCACAGGAAAAGACGACAUCGUUUGCUUGUCUGUUGUUUUAUCCACCAGGGAUAAAGCUAUAAUAGUUUCCACUAAAGAAACUCGAAUGCCAAAUAAUACUGUUGGCGAUUGGGAGCCUGACGGCUCAGGAGAAUGUGGAGCUAGAGUGUGGUACCCGGACUUAUUGAAAGAAGCUCAAUGGCAUCAUAUUGUAGUUGUGCUUAAUAGGGCUGUAUUGAAAAAUUCUUCAUUUUCUUUGUACAUCGAUGGGCAGCAAGUGCAUUCACAAAAAAUGCACUAUAUAUCACAAAAUCCUGGAGGAGUUGUAAACGUUAAUGCACCUGCAUCAGUAUAUGCUUAUAUUGGCACUCCACCAGCUUGGCGAAGGUUCUCAAAAUUAUGCUGGAAACAAGGGCCUUGUCACUUGUUUGAAGAAGUCCUUACACCAGUCACAGUGUCUCAAAUGUUCCAACUAGGCCCGCACUAUAUGGGCUCAUUUUUGGCACCCUCGGUUCAACUUGUGUCUGAAGAGAAAGUUAUUUUCGGUUUAAAUGCCAAAGCGGUGUCUCAUUUAACACUAAACAAAAUCAGAAAGGUUUAUAGUAGAGCUGAUAACAAAUCCAUAGCAAAACAAUUGGGCAUGUCCAGUCAUGAAAGUGCUACACCUAUAAGAAUACUACAUAAUUCAGCUGGUCAUCUGAGUGGAUCGGCAAGGACUUUAGGUGGAGUGGUUAUCGGAUAUUUAGGUGUCCGAAUGUUUUGUCCAAGACCAGUAGCAACAACAAUCGACACUAUCGGCGGCUGUUCGGUUUUGUUAGGACUGAUAGCAAUGGCCCAAGACCAAGAGACACUAUAUGCAUCAGUCAAAGCCUUAGUUUGUGUGGUGCGCAGCAACAAAGUUGCGCAGGCUGAAAUGGACAGACGCAGGAGUUACCAGACAUUAGCCAUGUUGCUGCGUCGUAAAAGACAUUUGCUCAAUUCCCACAUUUUACAUUUGGCUUUCGGAUUAGUUGGUACAGUGGACAGUGGAAGAGAAUCAUCUUCUAUACCUAAUAAAACGGCGUUUCAAGAUUUAUUGUGUGAUCUUUUGGAAGUCUGGCAUGAAGCUCCUGGUGAAUUGCUGAGAUCACAUUUGGAGCACUUACAGGAGCUUGUUUUUGAGUCUAAUGAGAAAAAAUACAAUACUAGAGUUAUGAGGGAUUUGGGUUUGGUCGAGAAGUUAUUGCAAAUUGCUCCAGAGGUUAAACAUGUGCAAACUAGACAGGUACUUUUUUCACUGUUCACCAGUCUUUUAGGCAGCCAAACAAGAACGAAUGACCUCCUACUCUUUGGACAAUUUAUCACGUCCACUUUACCGCACGUGCAAGCACAUAAUGAGAAAAAUAUCGUUCUAAUGGACGGUGAACCUGAUUGUGAACAGAUUUUACUUAGAAACCGGUGUUUAACUGUGCUCCAUUCUCUGGUGUUCUCCACCCGCAACCAAGUCGGAGAAGAUAUAGCUAAAAUACUGGGCUUUGAUUGGUUACUGUCUUUCAUGCAACCUAACAUACACUCCACAAGUUGUCUAUGGGCUUUUAGGAUAUUGGUGGCAGCUUGUUCCAGUCCUUUUUUGAUUUGCCGAUUCCGCGAUGGUACGAGUAACGGUGGUUGGCUCCGGUACUCUGAACAAGUAACUCAAAGUAAAGUGGCUGUAGUUUUGGGUUGUCCCACUGCACCUCAUUCACCUCUAGCUGGAAGCGAAGGCGCUAAAUCGGUUAACGAGGCGCUUCACAUUCCAGGAUUCCAAUUUCUAGGGUGGCUAUUGCCAAACCAUUUGGACAUUCCUGAAGUAUAUUUCUUGUUGACUGCAUUAAUGAUGGGCCAACCUGCCAAACUUUUACCGGCAGACACCAAAUUCGAUUUGGACACUGUUUGGGGAUUUUUAUGGGGCAGUUCUGUGAAUAAUCAACCAAUCAAUAGUGUUGUUCCAAGAAUCACUCUAUGUGCUGACGCUGUGGUAGUACUUUUGGGAAUGAUGAGAGCUUUAUUGCAUUCCGAUUCGACUAACUUGCCAGAAUGGUUGCAAGAUCAUACAAUUUCAAUUGUACAAGUACUAUUCCAACUUUACCAUAACAUGCCUGAAUUUAUGCCAGUAUUCAUGUCUGCAGAAGUACUUGGGGCUUUGGCGAGCACUUUAUUUCCGUUUCCAUGCCGAGACAAUAACAGUCCUGAGAGCAGUCGAGCUUCAACUCCAGAAGAAGCUUCAGAUGUUAUGAUUGUUCCAUUAUCGAGAUCUCCAACUGAAGAGGAACCCUUAACCAAUCACCCUGCCAGGCAAUUUGUGAUUGAUUUUAUUCGAGUGAUUGUUGUGGAUUCAUUAAGUUUAUCUGCAACAUCAGGAAAAGCUUCUCCAGUGAUUGAUUUGGUUCUAGAUGCUUAUCCAAUUGAUUCUAGUAACUCUCAGCAAGUAGCCUAUCAGACAGAAGUUUUAGUAACUUUAAUGGAACAUCUUUUGGCUGCAGAUAUGUUGGUUGGUGACCAAGCAGCUAUUCCAAUAGUACCUUUGGCUAAUGCCCAUAUUCAACAUGUAGCUCCGAAUGUGUUUUACUUAACAGCACGUAUAGUAGAUAAAAUGUGGCAAGGGGCUCUGAACCGCGACCCCCACGAGGUUUUCGAUUUUAUCGUAAAAUUAAUUGGACAAGCCAAACGUAGAACUGGAAAUUUGUCAUUAGAAGGACUAUAUCAUUGCUUAAACAGAAGCAUUUUAUAUUUGUUGUCCCGAAAUACAGAAUCAAUAGCUGAUCAAAUGUCCGUUUUGGAGGCUCUGCAUAAACUUACCACCAAUAGACUGAUAGUUUUUGGUGCUGGAAAUCAUGAACUAGAUUUCAUUGGUUGCCUAAGUUAUUGUCUAUUACAAUUAACAGCAGAUAUGCGUAUAACAUUGGAAUCUUCAAGCACUAAUAGUGCUCAACGCACUACCUGGCACGUAAAUCCUGGACAAGAUUUGGAAGCACGCGACGAACAAUUAAACUCCCAUCAAGGCCGAAAUUUAAUGGCAACUGCCGCCACUAGAGUAUGGGAAGAACUUUACGUAUGCAAAAAACCUGCUAUAGAAGAGGUUUUCAAAGUUACUUUAGCACCCAACCAUCCUAACGCUAAAGCUCCAGAUUUAGUGGGAGUUAGAGAGCAAAUUUACGAUUCUGCCUUGAAACUGUGGCUGAAUUACAUUGAAAAUGAACGCAAGGCCGCAUAUAAAGUCCCCUGGGAAAUUCACAACCAGCUACAAUCGAAAAUUCAUAAAGUCACUGGAGGAUUGACAAGAUUAGCUAGCCGCACCAAAGUCAAGAAAGACGAUAAUACAAGAAUUCGAAUUAACAUUAACAAAAAGCAAGCGUUCGAUUGGAUGGUUAAUCACGUGCAAAUUAUUUGCGAAUUGGUCGAGUUGAGGCGACAACAACAUCAAAAUACUGCUCAGCAUACUCAAAGGUAUGUACACCAAGAAUGGCUCCAAACUGAAAAUGAACUAACAAGAGAACGUGGUUUAUGGGGACCCAUGGAACCGACUCACUUAGAUAAAUGGAUGCUCGAUAUGACUGAAGGACCUCAUAGAAUGCGCAAGAAAACGAUGAAAAACGACUUAUUUUAUUUGCAAUAUCCUUAUCGUGCAGAUCACGAAAAAGGCCUAUUGAAAUAUAAGGUAGCCACAAGUUAUCACAGCAAAGAACAUUAUCAAACUCUCCAUAAUAAAGGAAUGAGUGGACUGUCUUUGGAACCUCCAGAAAGAACAGAAAGUGUUUCUGAAGAAUUAUCUCCGAUGCCUUAUGCGGCUUUGCCCCAUUUGACUAGACUUACUUCAGAUCAGGAAGAUCAACAAGAAGAUAAUGAUGUUGAAGAAGAACCUUCGCCUCCACCAGAUAACCAAACACUUUUAAGACUGUUAGAACAGAACGAGAAAAUAUCUUACAUGUUUAGAGUAGCAAGAAUUCAAGGAUUAGACACCACUGAAGGUUUACUGUUGUUUGGUCUAGAACAUUGUUACAUUGUAGAUGGAUUUACUGUUUUAAAAAAUAGAGAAAUUCGUGAUAUUGACAGUGUACCAAAUAAUGCAAACGAAUAUGAACCAAUUUUACCAAACCCUGGUUCCCCAAGAAGAUCGAGGACAAUGAGGCAAUGCUCUAAGUUUUCUUAUGAAGACAUCAGAGAAGUGCAUAAAAGGCGGUAUUUACUUCAACCGAUGGCUUUAGAAGUAUUUUCCGGAGAUGGCCGCAAUUAUUUGUUAGCAUUUUUACGGAAACAAAGGAAUAAGGUUUAUCAGCGCUUUAUGGCCACUGCCACUGGAAUUUCCGAUAGCGCUCAGCAGUCAGUUGCUGGACAAAAAAGAACUGCUAAUGUCGAACAAGCUACAAAUCUCCUAAGCAAUCUUAUAGGGGAAACUAGCGUUACACAACGUUGGGUUAGAGGAGAAAUUUCAAAUUUCCAAUAUUUGAUGCAUCUGAACACUCUAGCUGGCAGAUCUUAUAAUGACCUCAUGCAGUAUCCUGUUUUUCCAUGGAUAUUAGCUGACUAUGAUUCAGAAGAACUUGAUUUAAGUGAUUCAAAUACUUUUAGAGAUUUCAGUAAGCCCAUGGGAGCUCAAAGCCCUGAUAGAUUGGAGCAAUUUAAAAAACGGUUUAAGGAAUGGGACGAUCCUCAUGGAGAAACUCCACCUUAUCAUUACGGUACUCAUUAUUCAAGCGCCAUGAUUGUUUGUUCAUAUUUGGUGCGCUUGGAGCCUUUUACGCAACACUUUUUGCGCCUGCAAGGUGGUCAUUUUGAUUUAGCUGAUCGCAUGUUUCACUCCAUUAAAGAAGCAUGGACUUCGGCGUCUAAACAUAACAUGGCUGAUGUUAAAGAAUUAAUUCCAGAGUUUUUCUAUCUGUCAGAGUUUUUGGAGAAUAGUAACCAGUUCGAUUUAGGUGUGAAACAAAAUGGAGUUGCUUUGGGUGAUGUUGUAUUGCCUCCAUGGGCUAAACAAGAUCCAAGGGAGUUUAUUAGAGCACAUAGAGAAGCUUUAGAGUGUGAUUAUGUGUCGCAAAAUUUACACAACUGGAUCGAUCUUAUUUUUGGUUAUAAGCAACAGGGUCAGCCAGCUGUAGAGUCAGUCAACGUAUUUCAUCAUUUGUUUUACGAAGGUAAUGUGGAUAUCUACAAUAUUGAUGAUCCUUUGAAGAAAAAUGCCACCAUAGGCUUUAUAAAUAAUUUUGGGCAAAUACCUAAACAGCUAUUCAAAAAACCUCAUCCGUGCAAAAAAAUGGGCCCCAAUAAUAGAGCCUCAGUAAUUAUUGACACUGGGUCUUUAGUGCAAGCCUUCACUUUGCCACAGCCGGAUAAACUAUUUUUCCACCAUUUAGACAAUUUAAGACCCUCGCUCCAGCCAAUCAAAGAAGUUAAAGGCCCGGUAGGUCAAAUAUUACAAAUAGAAAAGUCAGUACUAGCCGUAGAACAAAAUAAAGUUCUGAUGCCGCCAUCUUUUGGUAAAUAUGUAGCGUGGGGGUUUGCUGAUCAUUCCAUUAGAAUAGGGAAUUAUGAGAGUGAUAAGGCUGUUUUUGUUUCGGAAAAUGUUGAACAAAAUAACGGUGAAAUAUUGGCUUGUGUAUGUCCAAGCCCUAAAGUCAUUGUGACUGCUGGUACAGGAUCUGUAGUUACGGUAUGGGAUUAUGAUUGUCGAAAAAAAUCCAUGAAUAUCAAACAUCGCUUAUAUGCUCACACUGAUGCAGUCACUUGCUUGGCUGCUAGUCCUGCUUAUAAUGUCAUAGUAUCAGGCUCUCGUGACUCUACAGCCAUAAUUUGGGAUCUAUCUCGUGGUGUCUUUGUGAGACAGCUUCGAGGUCAUGCAGGACCUGUAGCGGCUGUAGCUGUCAAUGAACUUACCGGAGAUAUAGCUACAUGUGCAGCUACUUGGUUACACGUUUGGACUAUAAAUGGUUGUCCACUGGCCUCGGUCAAUACUUGUGUAGGCCGCGCUGAUCGUAUGCAACAAAUUUUGUGUGUGGCAUUUUCACAAGCUCACGAUUGGGAUUCAUUGAAUGUCAUCAUAACCGGAUCGACGGAUGGAGUUACCAGAAUGUGGUCUUUGGAUUACGUUCAAGUGCCCAUAGAAGAAGAAAAAAUUAUUAUUACGGUCAACAAUGAAAUUAAUCCUGCCAGACAUAAAUUGGCCAGAGAUGCUAAUGUGGUGUCUCACGAUAAUAAUUCGAGGAAUUUGAUGAAGUCUGGAUCUGAAAGUAGUAUUUCUGGUGAUAAAGUUAAAAUUGAUACUGUAAUUGUGUCGUGCGAGGGCAGCGCUAAAGAAUGGCAACGUGGACAACAAGAAGAAAAGGAAACUUGUAGUGAUGGUGAGGAACCGACAGUUCCGCCAGUUGCUCCGGUUAGAAGAAGACGGUCUAGAGUUCAUGCAGGAUUCAGAAGUGAAGGUGGACACAGUACAGAUAGUGCAAGUUUGGAUGUUGAGGAUUCAGGUUUAAGAACAAGCAAAUCUGAUACCAGUCUAACUGACUCAUUUGUGAUGGUGGAUAAUAAUCAGAAAAAGAGCCAAAAUCCAAUGAAUAAUUUACGACCAGGUUUUAAAUGGCAAAGACAGCUAGUUUUCAGGAGUAAACUCACUAUGCACACAGCGUAUGAUCGCAAAGAUAAUACUGAACCAGCUUCAAUAUCUGCUUUGGCUGUUUCAAAGGAUCAUCGCGUAUUUUUCGUUGGCGACACCAGAGGGCGUGUAUUUUCGUGGUCAGUAUCCGACAUAGUUGGACGUGCCGCAGAUCAUUGGCUGAAAGAUGAAGGAGCUGAAACUUGCGCCAACUGUAAUGUCAAAUUUAACAUUUACGAAAGACGGCAUCAUUGUAGAAAUUGUGGUCAGGUGUUCUGCUCUCGAUGUUCGCGCUUUGAAAGUGAAAUUUCGAGAUUGCGUAUACUGAAGCCUGUACGGGUAUGCCAAAAUUGUUACGCCUCCUUAAAAGGGGAACACAAAUAAUUUUCUAUAUUUAUUAUGUUGAUCCGACCUGGUACAAUAAUAGACGUAGCCUCUUGAGAACGAUGUUGUAAAGAUUCAAUUACAAAAUCAGAAAUAAUUGAGUUUGUUUUUAAAGUCAAUAUUUGUCUUCUCAGGAAAAUUUUCCAUAAUUCAAUCUUGUAUACAACAAACGCCUUCCACUAAGCAAAAAUUAACAUUGCAAUUCUGCACACUCCUAGUUACCAGUGAAAUAAUUUUCGCAUUUUUCAGUCUGUCCUCAGAAAAAAGGGCCGAUUCUGAUAUAGAGAUAUUUAAUGCCACCUUAAGACCAAAUAGUUUCAGUUAUUUUGAAUUAGCCAAAAACUCACUUUCGAUACAUUUCAGAUUAGUAUUAUUUUUGUACCAUCUGUACUUCUCAUAUACAUAUAAAUCCAUAUACGCAAAAUUACUUUUUUUUAACACUCAGACAAUAACCUUAAUUAGGGCUUGUUGUGAUACACAGACAAAUUCGAUUGUAGUUGGUAAGAUUAAAAACCUAUUGUUCAUUUCACAUAUUUUUCUUGUGAAAUUAUUUUACCAAUAUUAAUUCUCAAUAUGUUAUUUUUGCUUGGAGGAACUUAUUUCAUAUUAAAUGUCUUUUCACAACAAAUUUUGAAUUAAAUAUUUAUAACGUUUCGUUCUAAUGUAACCUAAGUAGCAAUGAAUGUGUAUUAUUUUAAUGAUGUUUCUUGCAAGUAAAAGAAACAUCGUAUGCUCUGUGUAGCUGUACAAAAUAUAUACCCCAAAAAAAUAUUUACAUACAUAUUAUAUAUUUUGUAGUGAAUACCAGAUUAUUGUUAUCAACUAUCGUAUAUAGUGUAUAAUAAUUAUUAUGUAUUAGUAUACAAUAACACAUUGGAAUACUCACAAAAAAAAUACCGUUUUUAUUUUGUGAAAAAAAUUAUUUUUGCUUUAACACUACUUAAAACAAAAUGAAUUCCUAUUGCUGACCUCGUCAUUGUUGUAGUUUUACGUAGAUUUCGCCUAUCCUGCUCACCGAGCCUAGAAUAGGUAAUUGAUUAUUUUUAUCAUUAUUUAAUGAAUGUAUUUUACCAUAUACGUAAUUAUAAUCUAUCAAACGCACAGUGAUCAAGAUUAACAGCAGAGAUUCAAUUUUAAAUUUGUGUCAAUUUUUUUUCCACCCCGUGAAAUAUGUUGGCACAAUAUUUUUGUUAGAUACUAAGUGCAAUAUUUCAACUUUAUUGUUUGUUUUUUUUUUAUAUACAUCUUAUUUAUCAAUUUAAUUUAUUAAUACGUAUUGUUUUUAUUGUGAUAUAAUUUUAGCUGAUAAUUUUAUUGUUAUUGUUAUACUUCUUUGUUUUAUAUUAUUAUUAUUUUAAUAUAUUCUUUUUUACCCCAA